This is a messenger RNA of Zerene cesonia (dogface butterfly), 2717 nucleotides long. RefSeq names its product protein disulfide isomerase CRELD1-like. The transcript has a single exon. The coding region runs from base 270 to 1397 and encodes 375 amino acids. NCBI's taxonomy places the organism in Eukaryota, Metazoa, Arthropoda, Insecta, Lepidoptera, Pieridae. The record is from RefSeq and is a predicted model, not a curated record. Gene Ontology annotation, molecular function: calcium ion binding.
UGAGGGUUGACAUUUGGUAUUCAUAACAUAUUUCCGAUAACAUAGGGCAUAGGUACAUAUUCAAAAAAUUGAUUUAAUUUUAUAAUUCAUAAUUUACAAAUUGUACAUAACAAAAAUAUUGUAUGAAAUUUUUUAUAUAUACCUUAUAUGUACGCACAUGCAUGUUUUCUAAUUACUGAAAUGUUGUUGCAGUAUUAUCAUUGUGAUUUAAAGUGUUUUUUUACCUAGAAUAGUCAUUUAAGCAUAAUUUAUUGAUUUAUUUAAGAGUGAUGUUUAUGAAAAUUUUGCAUACAAUGCUGACGAAAACAAUAUUCAUUUGGUUUGUUUCCACAAUUUCUUUAAUAUAUGUUGCUGGAAAAGAUGUGAAACACCAACAACCGAGUAAAUUAAACGAGUGUCUUCAGUGCAAGGUUUACAGUGAUUCGUUUAACAGCUGGUUAGAGAAGACUUCCCGUGGAAAGUUUGAAGGUGGAGAUGCUGCUUGGGAAGAAUCGAAAUUAAAAUCAUAUGCACAAAGUGAGGUUAGACUGGUUGAAAUACAAGAAAAUCUUUGUUCAGAAUUAAGUUCACAUAAAGACGAGUGUUACUCAAUUGCAGAGCAAGCAGAGCAUUUAGUAGAAAAAUGGUGGUUAGAAGAGAUGGAUAAAUCAUCAGAUUUAUAUACUUGGCUCUGUAUGGAUAAUCUUAAGUUUUGCUGUCCAACGAAUCACUUUGGUGAGUUAUGUGAACCCUGUCCCGUGCACAGUAAUAAGAUAUGUAGUGGGCAUGGUGUUUGCAGUGGAGAAGGAACCAGAAAAGGAGAUGGUUCUUGUAUUUGCAAUAAAGGCUAUACAAGUGAAGUCUGUGAUCAGUGUGAAAUAAAUUAUUUUAAUGUUGAUGGUGAGUGCAAACCUUGCCACAAAGCAUGUCAAGAAUGCUUUAGUUAUGGACCUGACAGGUGUAAAGUUUGUGCUUCUGGUUGGCAAUUACAAGAUGGAUUAUGUAGUGAUAUUGAUGAAUGCACUUCUAGUUCAGUCUGUAAGAGUAAUCAAUUUUGUAUCAACAAUAUAGGAUCAUACCAUUGUUUACCAUGUGAUAAAUCGUGUAAUACAUGUACAGGAUUUGGUCCAUACAAUUGUACUACAUGUAAGCCAAAUGAUAGACUGUGGUCUGGAAAAUGUAUGGAUGAUAAAACAACUAAUGCACAUUUAUCUAGUGCUGAUAAAAGAUUAUUCUUAUAUGUUUCGUUAAAUACUCUAAUGUAUCUUUUUUACCAAAAAGCCAAGCCAUUAGCUGUAGUGAUGGGAGCCUCACUUUCAAUUUUGAUCUUUAAAUUAGAGAGUGUUUCUGAUAUAACUGUAAUAGACACAGUAAAAAAUUAUGUAAUUAUAUUUUUAGAAUCAAAUGAAUUGCUGUGAGAAAAUAAAAUAAUUUGGUAAAGGUGUAUUAAAAAUACAUUUUAUUGUGAAAAGGUUCAUAGCUACAUUUUAGUAUCAUUUAUAUACAAAAAUUAAAUACAAAAUCCAAAUAAUACAAAAUCUAACCUUAUAGGUACAUACUCUACACACAACAUCAGAGAUAACAAAAUCUAAAUUGGGUAUGAACAAAGGGUAACCAUAUUUAAAAUGUGUUCCUAGAUUUUACCCUACCGGGUUAUAAUAAUUACAUUGGCCGCUGAUUUGGCAGUGUAAUUUAUUGUCACUGUAAUGAUUUUCAGUUGUAAACUUUGUAAAAGUAUAUAUAAAAUAAUUACAAAAAAUUAAAUAUAAUAAUAAACUUUAUAGAAGCUUGAUGUAACUAUUGACAGACAUUUGAUGAUUAAAUUGUUACUGGUCAGAAAGGAAAACUUAGCUACCAAGUGCAUUUAUUAUGUAAUAACCAAAUGGAAAAGGUAAAUGUAUGAUAUCAAAUAGUGUCUAAUUUUUAUAGUAACUAAAUAAUUAAACAUUUAAGCACAAAUAAAGAAUACUGUAAACAGAGUAAUUCAUAUCUAUACCCUCAAGUCAUGUUUCAAAUAAAAAACCUCAUUACGAAGCAAAAUUGGUCAUUGUAUCAUGACCACUAAUUGUCCCUUUAAAUUUUGAUAAAAUGACUUGUGCAAAUAAUAUUAUUUCAUUUACUAUUCAACUAACAAUAUGCAAAAAUAAACAAAAUAUGAGUAAAAAGUUAGUCAGUAUAAAUAGUACACAAGUGAAAUGCUUAUAUUUGUGUUAUAUAUAAUAUUAUAUCUAAAAUAUUGUGUAAAAGCUGUCAGAAAAUAACUGUGACUCAAUAAAGCUAGAAGGAAAGUACACAAAUACACAACUGUGAUUUCUACAUUUUCUACGAGCAUCUUGGGGUAGUAUGAACUUGCCUGCUCUUCAUAAUAGGUAGUAAGUAGAAUUUAGGUUGCAGAUGCAGGUUACGACAAAUUUCUGUGAAGUUUAUAAAAUAAAGCCACCUAAACAACUAAAUUUGGCUUGUUUUGUAUUGCGGGUGAGAAUUCGUAAUCAGAAAUUUUUGAUGUUUUUAGAGAAUCGUUAUGGUUAGGCUUUUUUCUUCCUAAACUACACAGACAUAAGGAAUCCGGUGCUCGGCACACAAUGCACUACGGACAUAGAGUAAGUAAUAUACCACAUAACCAUGCAUGACCAGCAGCCAAGUUUAUACUAUAGCGAGACGCUCAUUUCUAGUAUUUUUCCAUGUCUAUUCAUUAUGGUGUACAGAUAUUGAAUCAAAAUAAAUGACUUUCAAAUGAA